Penicillium cosmopolitanum is the source of this 729-nucleotide messenger RNA. Its product is annotated as fungal specific transcription factor domain-containing protein. The transcript is spliced from 2 exons. The record is from RefSeq and is a predicted model, not a curated record. The coding region runs from base 1 to 729 and encodes 242 amino acids. NCBI's taxonomy places the organism in Eukaryota, Fungi, Ascomycota, Eurotiomycetes, Eurotiales, Aspergillaceae.
AUGCUACCCUGUCAAGCGGACGUGGACUUUCUACUGUCUUCAAGCCACGGGUGGUGGCUAAUCCAGCAACAUAUGAUGGUCCAUCUUCCGAAUUCGAUUGAAAAUGACUUCCAAGGAUUGUUCAAUGUCAACGCCGUCGCGAAGGGGCAUCCGAUUACAAUAGCGAAACUACUUCUAUGCGUUGCGAUCUGCAUCCAGCAGCUUGCACCUGAGAUUGACAUGAGCAAAUUGCAAAUGAAAUCACCGCCGCGAGAAAUAAUGAAUAAUAUUGUUGACUUUCUCAUCCGAAACGUCACCUCUGAUGACGACAUUACUGGAAGUAUUGAGGGGGUCGAAUACCUUGCACUCCAGGGAGUAUAUGAGGUCAAUGCUGGCAAUCUUCGAAAGUCAUGGCUUUCAUUUCGCAAAGCUCUUGCAAUAUCUGCGCUUUUGGGUCUACACAGAGUGGCUGUCAGAACAUCCAAAGAAUCGCCCGAUUUAAAGGAGACCAAACGACAUUAUCUAUUGUAUCAAGUUUCAAGAGGGGAGCGUUAUCUCUCUACGCUUCUCGGUGUACCCUCGGGUACAGGCUCAGGGAUGCUCCCUUUCGACGACACCGCCGAUUGGCUCUCCCCGGAAGAUCGCUAUCACAAGCAUCUCUACGAUAUAGCGGGGCUCAUUCUUGCUCGCAACCAAGAGGACUACACUCAUUCCUUCUCUACCACUCAAAUAAUUGGCGAAAAAACUUGA